UGUGUCUGGACGGCACACCGCCCGGAUUCCACUUUCAGGCAGGGUCAGGCGAGGGAGCUGACAAGUGGGUCAUCUUUCUCGAGGGUGGCGCCUGGUGUGAUUCAGUCAACGAUUGCUACAACCGAUCGCUCACCAAGCUAGGAUCGUCCAAUCACAUGCAGCCAUACUCGUUCAUUGGCAUUCUCUCUCCCAACCCUGCGAUCAACCCUGAGUUCUUCAGUUGGAACCGUGUGGUGGUGCGCUACUGCGACGGCGCUUCGUUCUCUGGCAACAAGAGCUACCGCAUCAAAGUACCGGGGACCAACACGUUCAUCUUCUUCCGAGGCAAGCACAUCAUGCCGGCCAUUGUGAGCCAUCUCCUGCAGCACCACAACCUGCGGGCGGCAUCGCACGUCCUAUUCGGGGGAGGCUCAGCCGGUGCGCUGGCAGCCUUCCUGCACUGUGAUUGGUUCGCCAGAACAAUGCUGGAGGUGUCUCAACAACCAAACUCCUCCCUCUCUGCUUCUGCUCCUGCUGCUGAUGGCGCUACUGGUGGUACUGCUGGUGCUCCUGCUACUGCUGCUGCUGCUGCUUCUGCAUCCUCCCCAUCCUCCUCCUCCCCGCCACCCCCGGUGGUGAAGUGCAUGGGCGACGGGGGUGUGUUUCUGGACACCAAGGACGUGGGAGGGCAGCACGAGAUGAGGAAGCGCUUCUCAGCCGUCGUCAGGCUACAGAACGUGUCGGUGCACGAGGGUUGUUUUGAUCGACUCACCAAUCGCACAGCGGAGCGAUGGAAGUGUUUCUUUCCCGAGUAUUUCCUCCCGCUGCUGCACACCCCUCUCUUCAUCGGCAACACCCUCUAUGACUCCUGGCAGAUGAACUAUUCGUUUGCCAUCCCAGCGUCCUUCAAAUCCCAGCACUGGGACGAGUGCCGGUUGGCAUUGGUGGAUUGCCCCGGACAGCUUCUUCGGAAAUUCCACAGUAAGUGGUUUGCUGAACCCUAA
This is a messenger RNA of Closterium sp. Naga37s-1, 983 nucleotides long. Lineage: Eukaryota; Viridiplantae; Streptophyta; Zygnematophyceae; Desmidiales; Closteriaceae. The record is from the annotation of a GenBank genome assembly.